Messenger RNA from Zymoseptoria tritici IPO323, 309 nucleotides. RefSeq lists its product as uncharacterized. Gene Ontology annotation, molecular function: beta-tubulin binding. Bases 1 to 309 code for a protein of 102 amino acids. Gene Ontology annotation, biological process: post-chaperonin tubulin folding pathway; tubulin complex assembly. The record is from RefSeq and is a predicted model, not a curated record. The transcript is spliced from 2 exons. Lineage: Eukaryota; Fungi; Ascomycota; Dothideomycetes; Mycosphaerellales; Mycosphaerellaceae. Gene Ontology annotation, cellular component: cytosol; microtubule cytoskeleton.
AUGCCAGCACCAUCUCAGCUCUCGAUUGCGACCUCCGCGCUCAAUCGCCUCGUCAAGGAAAAAGCUUCAUACCACAAGGAAUUCGAGCAGCAGCAAGCGACAAUUGCCAAGCUCGAGGCUGAGCAGAGCACAAGCGAAGACGAGAAUGCCGAAUAUACGUUGAGACAGGAGCGCAAAGCACUGGAAGAGACCAAGGCCAUGUUCCCUCAGCUCAAAACCAAAAUCGAGGACACGAAAGCAAAACUCGAAUCUCAGCUUGUGAGUUUCCUCGUGCAUACUCAAGCAAUGCAAUCUUUUUGUACAGCGUGA